Ogataea philodendri is the source of this 276-nucleotide messenger RNA. RefSeq lists its product as uncharacterized. Gene Ontology annotation, biological process: cytoplasmic translation. NCBI's taxonomy places the organism in Eukaryota, Fungi, Ascomycota, Pichiomycetes, Pichiales, Pichiaceae. The record is from RefSeq and is a predicted model, not a curated record. The transcript has 2 exons. The coding region runs from base 1 to 276 and encodes 91 amino acids. Gene Ontology annotation, molecular function: structural constituent of ribosome. Gene Ontology annotation, cellular component: ribosome; cytosolic large ribosomal subunit.
AUGGCUAAGUCUGGUCACAAAGUUACGGCCAAGGAGGUUGCUCCAAAAAUUUCCUACAGAAAGGGUGCUCUUUCCAAGAGAACCGCCUUCGUGAGAUCGCUCGUGAGAGAAGUCGCUGGUCUUGCCCCAUACGAGAGAAGAGUCAUCGAACUUAUCAGAAACGCUGGUGAGAAGAGAGCUAAGAAGCUCGCCAAGAAGAGACUCGGUACCCAAAAGAGAGCCAAGGCUAAGGUCGAGGAGAUGACCCAAAUCAUUGCUGAAUCUAGAAGACACUAA